Gasterosteus aculeatus aculeatus (three-spined stickleback) is the source of this 3386-nucleotide messenger RNA. The record is from RefSeq and is a predicted model, not a curated record. NCBI's taxonomy places the organism in Eukaryota, Metazoa, Chordata, Actinopteri, Perciformes, Gasterosteidae.
GCGGACUAUACGCGUUGGAGAGGGUCCUCCAGCCGAGGUUGUCCGACACGCCGAGGAGGCGCAGUCCACGAGGGGGCUGACAGAAAAGUGAAGAAGAAACAAUAAAAAAACGCCCUCUAAGCGGAAGAUUGGCGAGUGGGGAAAUAAAUCCCUCGCUGCUCCGACAAGGAAGAUCUACGCAACCCCCCCUUGGUAUCGCAAAGAUGGGGAACCAGGGAAUGGAGGAUUUGAUUCCUCUGGUGAACCGCAUGCAGGAUGCCUUCUCCGCCAUCGGCCAGAACUCCAACCUGGACCUGCCGCAGAUCGCCGUGGUGGGCGGCCAGAGCGCCGGGAAGAGCUCGGUGCUGGAGAACUUCGUCGGGAAGGAUUUCCUUCCCCGGGGUUCGGGCAUUGUGACUCGCCGUCCUUUGGUUCUGCAGCUGAUGAACUGCCCCACAGAAUACGCUGAGUUCCUUCACUGUAAGGGCAAAAAGUUUGUGGAUUUUGAUGAGGUCCGACAGGAGAUCGAGGCAGAGACCGACCGCAUCACCGGGGCCAACAAGGGCAUCUCGGCUGUGCCCAUCAACCUGCGCGUCUACUCCCCCAACGUGCUGAACCUGACCCUGGUGGACCUGCCGGGGAUGACCAAAGUGCCCGUGGGUGACCAGCCCGCGGACAUCGAGGCCCAGAUCAGAGAAAUGCUGAUGCAGUUCGUCACCAAAGAGAACUGCCUGAUGCUGGCCGUCUCCCCGGCCAACUCUGAUCUGGCCAACUCCGACGCUCUGAAGAUCGCCAAAGAGGUCGACCCUCAGGGCAUGAGGACCAUCGGCGUGAUCACCAAGUUGGACCUGAUGGACGAGGGGACAGAUGCAAAGGACAUCCUGGAGAACAAGCUGCUCCCGCUCAGGAGGGGUUACAUCGGUGUGGUGAACAGGAGCCAGAAGGACAUAGAUGGCAGGAAGGACAUCAACGCCGCUAUGACUGCUGAGAGGAAGUUCUUCCUCUCCCACCCGUCAUACAGACACCUGGCUGACCGUAUGGGGACUCCCUACCUGCAGAAAAUCCUCAAUCAGCAACUGACCAACCACAUCCGGGACACGCUGCCUAAUCUGCGGGCCAAACUGCAAAGUCAGCUUCUCUCCAUAGAGAAAGAGGUGGAGGAAUACAAGAACUUCAGACCCGACGAUCCGUCCCGCAAGACCAAGGCUCUGCUCCAGAUGGUGCAGCAGUUCUCUGUGGACUUUGAGAAAUGCAUAGAGGGCUCCGGGGACCAGAUUGACACAGCCGAGCUGUCAGGGGGGGCCAGGAUCAAUCGCAUCUUCCACGAACGCUUCCCCUUCGAACUGGUCAAGAUGGAGUUCGAUGAGAAAGAGCUCCGCAAGGAGAUCAGCUACGCCAUCAAGAACAUUCACGGAAUCAGAACUGGCCUCUUCACCCCGGACAUGGCCUUUGAGACCAUUGUGAAAAGGCAGAUUGGGAAGAUUAAAGAGCCUUGCGCCAAAUGUGUGGACAUGGUCAUUUCUGAGCUAGUCAUAACGGUUAGGCAGUGUACCAAGAAGCUGGCUCAGUAUCCCAGUUUGAGAGAGGAGAUGGAGAGAAUUGUCACCCAGCACAUCAGAGACAGAGAAAACCGCACUAAGAACCAGGUGAUGCUGUUGAUAGACAUUGAGUUGUCUUACAUGAACACCAACCACGAGGACUUCAUUGGAUUUGCCAACGCUCAGCAGAGGAUCAACCAAAUGAACAAGAAGAAAGCCGCUGGCAACCAGGAUGAGAUCAUGGUGAUCAGGAAGGGUUGGCUGACCAUCAACAACAUCAGCAUCAUGAAGGGAGGAGCCAAGGAGUACUGGUUUGUCCUCACGGCCGAGUCCUUGUCCUGGUAUAAAGACGACGAGGAGAAGGAGAAGAAGUACAUGCUGCAGGUGGACAACCUGAAGCUACGCGACGUGGAGAAGGGCUUCAUGUCCAGCAAGCAGAUCUUUGCCCUCUUCAACACCGAACAGAGAAACGUUUAUAAGGACUACCGUCAGCUGGAGCUGGCCUGUGAGACUCAGGAAGACAUUGAUGCCUGGAAGGCCUCUUUCCUCAGAGCCGGAAUUUAUCCUGAACGGGUCACGGACAAGGAAGGAAAGAGCGACGGCGGCGAUGAAAACGGCUCCGACAACAUAAUGCACAGCAUGGACCCUCAGCUGGAGCGGCAGGUGGAGACCAUCCGUAACCUGGUCGACUCCUACAUGGCCAUCGUCAACAAGACCGUCCGCGACCUGAUGCCCAAGACCAUCAUGCAUCUCAUGAUCAACAACACCAAAGAGUUCAUCAACGCGGACCUGCUGGCCCAGCUGUACUCGUGCGGCGACCAGAACACGCUGAUGGAGGAGUCCCAGGAGCAGGCCCAGCACCGUGACGAGAUGCUGCGGAUGUACCACGCCCUGCGGGAGGCCCUCAGCAUCAUCGGCGACAUCAGCACAUCUACCAUAACCACCAACAUGCCGCGGCCAGGGGACGACUCUGGGCUGCAGGGGCAGUCCGUGUCUCCCCCCCACUUCUCCUCCAGGUCUCCAGCCACCAGUCCAACCCCGAACCGCAGAGCACCCCCGGGCCGCCCGGGCUCUCGUGGGCCUCCACCGGGGCCUCCUCCCGCUGGGGGACCCCCCGUGCCGUCUCGCCCGGGGGCUUCUCCGGACCCUUACAGUGGGCCGCCGCCCACUGUGCCCUCCCGGCCGAACCGCGCUCCCCCGAGUGUGCCGAGAAUCACUAUCACUGACCAAUGAGGAGUAACGUGUCUGUCGGAGACCCCCACCGUCUCCAACCCACUAGACCUCUGAGCUCCUCCCUCCCUCUGUCCCUCUGUCCCACCUCUGGAUGGGAGUCCAUGGACAACAACGCCACCUUCCUGUUGUUUUCUGCAACACCCGACCGGUCCUGCUCCUACUUUUCCCUUAAAACACACACACACACAGCGCUGUUUCCCACAGAGAUGCUGAAUACUUGAAACAAACUCGCAUGACUGGCACACAAACGUGCUGCACCCUCGAAAUUUAAACGAAUAAUGUAGAAAAAUAUCAAAGUUGAUUAUCUGUAGAGGUUAAGCGAACAUCUGCAUGCACACUCCUUUUAUACACACACACACAUGUAUGCAUACAUAUUUACAAGCAAAUACAAUUAGAAUAUGUGUUCCUACUAAGGUGCGAGCAAACUACGCAUGACACUUUGCCUGAGUUUCACAUUAUACUCCAGCCUCUUUGAUGGGUAUUCUGCCUGCUGACUGGCUUGUCCUAACUAUCAUUUUCUCUCCUGUUUCUUUUAUGUUUGUCGUUUUUCCUCACUAAAAUCUCAUCAACUCACCUUGUGCUGCCGGUCAUGUGCGAAAAUUGCAGAGUUUAAAAAGAAUGACAGCUAAUUUUGGA